AUGGAAAAGAUAUACAGAGAGGGAGGACGGAAGAAGAAGCGCGUGAACGCGCACCGCUCGAGGCCCAUCCUCUUCGAAGCAGAGUCCGAAGAAGAAGAAGAGUUCGAGCUCGAGGUAGAGGUUAACAACCCCAAAAAGAACUGGACGUGUGCCGCGUGCACGUUUCGCAACAAGUACUCCUCUUCCUUCUGUACCCUGUGCCACCAGGAUCGCUACCAACAGUCGGAAAGCUCUCAAGAAGAAGAGGAGGAGCAGGGCGCCCUGCAAUCCGAACUUCGGACGGUGCGCCAGCGUUUGGUGCCGAAGAAGAAACCCGACCACAACCCUUUCCGCGCCAAGAAGCGAGCACUCGACUCGCCGCCAUCAACCCCCAAGAAAGCGUUGGUCCGCCUGGCAACGGCAAAGGCUACGACCACGACCACGGCCACUGUCACGUCGCCGUUCGUGUUUGGCGCGCCGCCGUCCUUGUCAUCUACCACACCCGGCGGCCUCUUCGGCGUGUUUGACUCCUCAAAGAUGGUGAUCAAGUUCACCGGCGGCAGCGAAAACGAAACCAUGAAGCAGGAGAAGAAGGAGAAAGAGAAGAAUAAAGAGGAAGAGGAGGUGGAAGAGAGCACUAGUGACAAGGAGCAGCACAAGGGCGCCCAGGCGGUGUACGAGCUGUCCGUGCCCGAACUCGAGAAGCAGAUCAAGACGCUUGAUCUGAGCCUGGUCUCGGUGAAUGCCACAAAGGCGGACCUCACUGAGCGGCUGACCAGCGUUGAGGCCCAGAUCACCGACCUCACCGAUCGCAAGACCCUCCUGCAAGCUCUGGUCAAGAUCAGGAAGGACAACGAGCGGCUGGAAAAGGAGGCAAACCGAGCGCAGCAGCGGAGGACCGAGGUGGAGGACGCGAUCGCGCAGGCGCGCCGCGAGCUCGAGGCACUGAGCCUCGAGAGGGACCAGCGCACUGAGGAGCUCGAGCGCGUCAAGCAGGAGAAGAUCGAGAUCAAGCAGCUGGCCGCCAAGAAGAAGGAAGUCGAAGAUUUGGCGUCGGAGCUGGAGAGCAGGAAGACGGCGGCGGAUGCGCUGCGGGCGCGGCUGGAGGAGGCGGAGACCACCCUCGCGGCCGACCGGGAGAGUCUCGACGAGGAACGGCAGGCCCUGGCCGAGGAAAAGCUCAAGAUGAACAACCUCCAGGAGUUUGCCUCGCGCAAGGUGAAGCUCAACGUCGGUGGCACCUACUUCCAGACCUCCCUCACCACGCUUACCCAAGUGCCCUCCAUGUUUUCUGCCAUGUUCAGCGGCAAGUACCGGAUGGAGGCCGACGAAGACGGCUGCUAUUUUAUCGACAGGGAUCCGACGCAUUUUCGCUACGUGCUCAACUUUCUCCGGGACUCGCGCAUCGAGGUGCCCGUGGAAGGAAGCAAGGCCCUCGUGCGGGAGCUGCUGGCCGAGGCCGAGUUCUACCAGGUGGAAGGGCUCAUCGCCCUUCUCGCCCCUGAUGAUCACGACGCGGCCUCCGGCGGGGGAGCUCCCCCCUUCGCCUUCACCUUCUCGAGCUCCACGCCCCCACCAUCUGCCUUCUCCUUUUUCUGGUUUAUUGCUACUGCGGCGCACGCCUGCUGA
Acanthamoeba castellanii str. Neff is the source of this 1608-nucleotide messenger RNA. Its product is annotated as K+ channel tetramerization subfamily protein. The record is from RefSeq and is a predicted model, not a curated record. Gene Ontology annotation, molecular function: protein binding. NCBI's taxonomy places the organism in Eukaryota, Discosea, Longamoebia, Acanthamoebidae. The transcript has 10 exons. Bases 1 to 1608 code for a protein of 535 amino acids. Gene Ontology annotation, biological process: protein homooligomerization.